UCUUUUUAACAAUUAAUAUGAUCGAUUAUUAAAAUUAAAUAUUGUAUUUAAUUUUCUUUUGCUAUCUUUUGUGCUUUAUUUUAUUUCAGCUAUGUCAUUCAAGGCAGUCCAACUUACUAUCCAAGAUCAUUAUGUUGUUAUCGAUAAUGGGAUACUCGAAAUCACAAUAUCGAGACCAGAUGGGAUCAUCACAAAGAUAAUAUACAAUGGCAUAGAGAAUUUGCUUGAGGACACAGUUGUAGAAGAACAUAGAGGGUAUUGGGACCUUAAUUGGAGUGAUCCUGGAACUUCAGGCACAAGAGGCUACGGCGAAAGAGUCAAAGGAACGGAUUUUCAAGUUGUAGUAGAGAACGAUGAAAUGGUGGAAGUGUCUUUCACAAGAACAUGGAUACCUUCAUCUAAAGGCAAAUUUGUGCCAUUGAACAUUGAUAGAAGGGUCAUAAUGCUUCAGGGUUCAGCAGGCUUCUACUGUUAUGGUAUUUAUGAGAAAUUAAAGGAAUGGCCUGGAUUCAAUCUUCCUCAAACAAGGAUUGUUUUCAAGCUUAACAAAAAGUGGUUUCAGUAUAUGGCAGUAGCAGAUAACAGACAAAGAAAAAUGCCACUUCCAGAUGACAGGUUACCAGGAAGGUGCCAAGUCCUUGAACCUCCUGAAGCAGUGCUUCUUACAAAUCCUAUUGAAGAAGAAUUUAAAGGAGAGGUGGAUGACAAAUACCAGUAUUCGUGUGAGGACAGAGAUCUCCAAGUCCAUGGAUGGAUAUGCACCGAUCCCCCUACCGGAAUGUGGCAAAUAACACCUAGUGAUGAGUUCAGAACCGGUGGACCAUUCAAGCAAAAUCUUACCUCUCAUGUUGGCCCUUACAACCUUGCUAUGUUCAUAAGUGCACAUUAUGCUGGGGAGGACAUGGUAGCAAAAUUUGCACAAGGUGAGGCAUGGAAAAGGGUGUUUGGUCCGGUUUUUACGUAUGUUAACUGUGUGCCUAAAGAAGAUGACUGGCAUUGGCUGUGGGAUGAUGCUAAAGAACAGGCUGUGAUCGAAACAGAUAGGUGGCCGUACUCAUUUCCAGCUUCAGAAGACUAUCCAACAUCUGAUCAAAGGGGUAAUCUCUCUGGUAGAUUAUUAGUCCAUGACAGGUAUUUUAAUGAUGAUUAUAUCCCAGCAAAUGGAGCAUAUAUAGGUUUAGCAUCUCCUAAUGAACCAAAAUCUUGGCAGCUGGAAGGCAAGGGUUAUCAAUUUUGGACAACAACAGAUGAGGAUGGUUAUUUCUUCAUAGAUGAUAUAAGAGCUGGUGACUAUAAUCUGUAUGCUUCGGUCCCUGGCUUCAUAGGAGACUAUGUAUGCGACAACAAUGUUUCUGUAACUCAAGGUCUUCAAACAUACUCCCACUUACGCGAAAUAAAUACAGUACAAAAUUUCCUGUGCUUAAGCAUCUUACAUUACUACAUAAAUCUUGUAAAGAUGACUUACAGAAAGCAAGCUUAUACAGGUUUUGCUAUUGAUAUGGGUGAACUUGUGUAUGAACCACCAAGUGAUGGACCGACAUUGUGGGAAGUCGGUGUUCCUGAUCGAACAGCGAGGAAAUUUUACAUACCUGAGCCCAACCCUAAGUAUGUCAACAAACUCUUUGUCAAUCACCCUGAAAGAUUUAGGCAGUAUGGUUUAUGGGAAAGAUAUGCCGAAUUAUAUCCUAAUGAAGAUCUGGUGUAUACAAUUGGUGAAAGUGAUUAUGAAAAGGAUUGGUUCUUUGCUCAAGUUACCAGGAAGAAAGGAAAUACAUACCAAGGAACAACAUGGAAAAUCAAGUUCAACCUUGAAGAAGUUGAUCAACAUGGAGUCUAUAAACUAAGAUUGGCACUUGCAACUGCGAACAUGGCAGAAUUACAGGUUCGAGUAAACGAUCCAAAAGCAGAACCUCCGGUAUUUACAACAGGACUAAUAGGGAAAGAUAACGCGAUUGCAAGACAUGGGAUUCAUGGGCUAUAUAGGCUUUAUACUGCAGAUAUACAAGGAAAUAAGCUUGUACAAGGUGAUAAUACAAUCUAUUUGACUCAGGCAAAGGGUGGUAGCCCUUUUGUAGGAAUCAUGUAUGACUAUAUUCGCCUCGAAGGGCCUCCUGAUUCUGAUCAAAGUUGAGCUCCAAGGGUUACUUUCUUUGAUGUACACAAACAAGAUGAAUAUGUAUAUGUUGUUCGUUUAUACCACGACAAUCUUAGCUUCAUUAUGAAAUGCUACUAUGUUAAAUAGGAGGCAAAUUCUUGCUUAUGUAUGAAUUUUUCUGAAGUAUAUAACAAUUUCAAACAAUAGUA
Molecule: messenger RNA, 2304 nt
Organism: Chenopodium quinoa (quinoa)
Lineage: Eukaryota; Viridiplantae; Streptophyta; Magnoliopsida; Caryophyllales; Amaranthaceae
Product: probable rhamnogalacturonate lyase B
Exons: 14
Coding region: 92-2131 (679 amino acids)
Biological process (GO): carbohydrate metabolic process
Molecular function (GO): carbohydrate binding; catalytic activity
Source: RefSeq, a predicted model, not a curated record